This is a messenger RNA of Clupea harengus (Atlantic herring), 3998 nucleotides long. RefSeq names its product WD repeat domain 47a (gene wdr47a). Bases 379 to 3147 code for a protein of 922 amino acids. The transcript has 16 exons. Gene Ontology annotation, molecular function: protein binding. NCBI's taxonomy places the organism in Eukaryota, Metazoa, Chordata, Actinopteri, Clupeiformes, Clupeidae. The record is from RefSeq and is a predicted model, not a curated record.
CCUUGUUUUUGCUGUCCUGGAAGCCAGAGGAAACGGGGUUUGGCUGGUAGCUAGCCGACGACGCAUGUCUUCGUACGGUUUGCUUGCUUCUCAUUCACUGGCUAUGUCAUGUUCUGAAUCUGCCGUAGCUCGUUUUGGGUGCGUCGCUCAGUUUCCACUAUGGGUAGCGGUAAUUGCUGGCUGAUCAGUCCUUUCUGGCAAGCGAUAUUCCUAUAAUAGUUUACUAAUGCAUUGCCUAAUUGUGCCUAGAUUUUACGGUUUUAUUAUUUUGCAGUAACAAUUGGAUUUGUGUCAGGUACAGGCAUACGAUUGAGUCCGUUAUCUAGCGAUAAGUAGCUUGCUAUCCUAGCAAUCUAGUACCCCUUUUAGCUGGACACCAUGACUGCCGAAGAGAUCAUAAAUGUGAAGGAGGUGGAGAUCAUCAAAGUGAUCUUAGACUUCCUAAACUCCAGAAAACUCCACAUCAGUAUGCUAGCCCUUGAAAAAGAGAGUGGCGUCAUCAAUGGCCUGUACUCUGACGACAUGCUCUUUUUACGACAACUCAUUAUAGAUGGGCAGUGGGACGAGGUCCUGCAGUUCAUUCAGCCCCUGGAGUGCAUGGACAAAUUUGAAAAGAAAAGGUUCCGCUACAUCGUGCUGAAGCAGAAGUUUCUGGAAGCUCUGUGUGUCAACAACGCCAUGUCUGCAGAGGAUGAACCCCAGCAUCUGGAGUACACCAUGCAGGAGGCAGUGAAGUGCCUGCAUGCGCUGGAGGAGUUCUGCCCAUCCAAGGAUGACUACAGCAAGCUGUGCCUGCUCCUGACGCUGCCCCGUCUCACCCACCACGCCGAGUUCAAAGACUGGAACCCCAGCACGGCGCGCGUGCACUGCUUCGAGGAGGCCUGCGUCAUGGUGGCCGAGUUCAUCCCGGCGGACCGUAAGCUGAGCGAGGCGGGCUUCAAGGCUAGCGGCAACCGCCUCUUUCAGCUGCUGAUCAAGGGCGUGCUGUACGAGUGCUGCGUGGAGUUCUGCCAGAGCAAGGCCACUGACGAGGCGAUCACUGAGGGCGAGGUGCUCCUGGGCAUCGACAUGCUUUGUGGCAAUGGCUGCGACGACCUGGACCUGAGCCUGCUCAGCUGGAUGCAGAACCUGUCGUCCAGCGUCUUCUCGUGCGCCUUCGAGCAGAAGAUGCUGCAGAUCCACACCGACCGGCUGGUGAAGCCGGCCAAGGCUACCUAUGCCGACCUGCUCACGCCGCUCAUCAGCAAGCUCUCGCCGUAUCCGGCGUCACCGCUGAGGCGACCGCAGUCCGCCGAUACGUACAUGUCACGCUCGCUCAACCCGGCGCUCGAUGGGCUGUCACACGGGCUGGCCGGGCAGGACAAGCGGAACGGGGGGUCGGGGGGCGGAGGUGGCGGAGGAGGAGGAGGAGGAGGUGGGAGGGGGACGGUCUCGCCCAUGUCACAAUCCUUUGCCAACUUCCAGUACCCGGGCGGGCAGGGGCUGAGCCGCAGCCUUAUGAUGGAGAGCUCAGAGUGCCACAGCAUCUUCGAGGAGUCUCCCGAGAGAGGCUCCAGGACUGACACGCCCUCAGACAAAAUGAUGAAUUCGGCGGGACCCCAGAAACAGCGGCCAGUCUCCGCCCCAGGAGAGGACGCCCCGUCGCCGGAUAAGAACGAGCUGCGUAACUCCACGGAGCAGUUUGAGGAGUACUACCGCCAGCGUCUGCGUGUGCAGCAGCACCUGGAGCAGAAGCAGCAGCAGAGGCAGCUCUACCAGCAGAUGCUCCUGGAGGGAGGAGUGCAGCAGCAGGAGAGCCCCCCCGCCGACAAGCACAACCUCACCGAGGCCUUCCUCACCAGGUCCAUCCAGAAGCUGGAGGAACUGAACGUGGGGAUGGACGAUCUGGGGGAGGAUGUGCAGGCCCUGACCCAGCAGUGCAACGGCCAGGCGGAGAACGGCAGCACCAGCGCCCCCUCCGACACCUCCCUCUCGCAGGGGGACGUGGUGGUGUGCAGCACCCCACAGCAGUCAGGCACGGGGACGGGGACGGGGCGCGGGGCUCCCCCCAUUAGCGAGUCCCCAGUCCACUCCCCAAGUGUCCAGACGGAUACGUCAAAACCAGGCUCUGGACUGGAGGACUCCAUAACCAUGAACCCCUCCAGGGGCUCAGAGGAGGAGAAGUCCAAAGCCACGUUCGUGGCCGUGAAUACCUUGGAAGACACGCAGGCAGUGCGCGCUGUCGCCUUCCACCCCACGGGGGCGCUCUACGCCGUUGGCUCCAAUUCCAAAACACUGCGAGUGUGUGCCUACCCAGAUGUACUGGACACCAGUGGGUCCGGAGGCUCCAAACCGCCGGUGGUUCGCUUCAAGAGGAACAAACACCACAAAGGCUCCAUCUACUGCGUGGCCUGGAGCCACUGUGGGCAGCUGUUGGCCACCGGCUCCAAUGACAAAUACGUCAAAGUGCUGCCCUUCAACGCAGAGACCUGCAAUGCCACAGGCCCUGAUCUUGAGUUCAGCAUGCAUGACGGUACCAUCAGAGACCUGGCCUUCAUGGAAGGGCCGGAGAGUGGGGGGGCCAUCCUCAUCAGUGCGGGGGCUGGAGACUGCAACAUCUACACUACCGACUGCCAGAGAGGACAGGGCCUGCACGCGCUCAGUGGACACACAGGGCACAUCCUGUCUCUGUACACCUGGGGUGGCUGGAUGAUUGCGUCGGGCUCCCAGGACAAGACCGUGAGGUUCUGGGACCUGAGGACGCCCAGCUGUGUGAGGGUGGUGGGAACAGGCUUCCACGGCUCAGGUAGCCCUGUAGCUUCUGUUGCUGUGGACCCCAGCGGGCGUCUCCUGGCGACGGGGCAGGAGGACAGCGCGUGUAUGCUGUACGACAUCCGCGGGGGGCGGAUGGUGCAGACGUACCAACCCCACAGCAGCGACGUGCGCUCCGUCCGCUUCUCCCCUGGAGCACACUACCUGCUCACCGGCUCCUACGACACCAAGGUCAUGGUCACCGACCUGCAAGGAGACCUAACCAAGCCGCUGCCCCUGACUCUGGCGGGAGAACACAAGGACAAGGUGAUCCAGUGCAGGUGGCACUCACACGACAUGUCCUUCAUCUCGUCCUCUGCCGACCGGACAGUCACCCUGUGGUCACAGAGCGCCUAGGAGGAAAUUAGAGGAGCCGCCACAAGCACAGCACAGAGCAGUACGCCUCCUCACCACCGGGAGGAGACAGUGCUCUGAGAUGUAAACACACAACUCUACCGCAGCCUCCCUCUUUCUCCGGACAGAGAGUGACAUCAAGAGUAGUCAUAGCGAAUGAGUUAGUGUGUUCAAUAUGCCACAGUAUGUGAAUUUCUGUUUGUGUGUGGGUGUGUGUGUGCCUGGACUGCGGCGGUAUGUGUGUGUUCAUGUGUGAGACAGAGAAUACGUGUGUACAGUAUUGUAGUUCCUGCACCUUUUUGUGUUAAUUUAUAUUAGUCCAUGCACUCAUGAAAUGCUUCUAAAAAUGAUAUCCGUUCUCUUGACCUGAAACUCUACGAGGUGUGGCUAUUAAAUAAUAAGACUAGUGCUGUAAUUCAGUCGUAAUAAAGAAAACUUGUUAUACUCGUUAAACUUGUAUACUUAUAUAAUUAUAGCUUUGUCAUAUAAUAGCCACACCUUGUAAAUUGCAAGACUCGAGAUAAUGUUUCCUGUCCAUGUGCAUAUACUAAAAAGGGAUAGAGCUGUUCUGUGAAAAAUUUAAAAUCAUUCCUUCUCUCUCUCUGCUAGUGUCUCAGAAGAAUGACAUGAUCCACCACAUUCCCCAUGUGCACCUGUGUUUAAAAAACAAUACGAAUGAAACAAGAAUAGAGGCUUUAGCUCAAAUGUUGCUCAGUUGGUGCCUUGUGAAAUGGGCUCCAGUUUUAUCCGUUUAAAAAAACAGCUUUACUAAUUAUAGAAAAACAGAGUAUGCUACCCUUCUGUGAGGGAUCUGUGUGUGUGUGUGUGUGUGUGUGUGUGUGUGUGUGUGUGUG